AUCAGAAGGUUGCGUGUUCAAAUCACGUCGGGGUCAAUGAUGUUCUCAACGGCGCUGUCUUCGAUGAGGAUCACGAUGAAAUGGUUGUCGUUAAGGACAUUGAAAUGUUCUCUAUGUGCGAACAUCAUAUGGUACCAUUCUAUGGAAAAGUUUCCAUCGGCUAUUUGCCAUGCAAUAAGAUAUUGGGACUCAGCAAGUUGGCAAGAAUUGUGGAGAUCUUUUCACGCCGUCUGCAAGUGCAGGAGCGCUUGACUAAGCAAAUUGCUGUCGCCGUCACACAGGCUGUACAACCGGCUGGUGUUGCUGUCAUUAUAGAAGGAGUUCACAUGUGCAUGGUUAUGCGUGGUGUGCAGAAAAUCAACAGCAAAACUGUUACCUCAACCAUGUUGGGUGUCUUUCGUGACGAUCCCAAGACUAGGGAGGAGUUCUUGAAUCUUGUGACCAGCAAAUAAGUGCAAAUACGAAUAGCUGGACAACUAAACGGAAGAUGCUACAUGCUUAUUGAAUACAUUCCAAUGAAUCGAUUUACAUACAAAAAGGCGGAAAUUUUUAUAACGAAUGCUGCUAUUAUAAAAUAAUUUAAAGAAAAGUAUAUACAUAUGUACCUUAAUUUAAGUUGAAUAUUGCAUAUAUAUAAUAAAUCUAUCGUUUAUAAAAGAACAUGUAACUAAAAUUAAAAAAAAA
Rhagoletis zephyria (snowberry fruit fly) is the source of this 684-nucleotide messenger RNA. It is a transcript of the gene Pu, whose product is annotated as GTP cyclohydrolase punch. The record is from RefSeq and is a predicted model, not a curated record. NCBI's taxonomy places the organism in Eukaryota, Metazoa, Arthropoda, Insecta, Diptera, Tephritidae. Gene Ontology annotation, cellular component: cytoplasm. Gene Ontology annotation, molecular function: zinc ion binding; GTP cyclohydrolase I activity; GTP binding. Gene Ontology annotation, biological process: tetrahydrofolate biosynthetic process; tetrahydrobiopterin biosynthetic process.